AGACUGCCAACUCGAUCAACAUUUGUCAACGUAAACAAGCACUAAGUCAUCCUAAGCAUGCCUAAUUACCUGCCACUAAACUGCAGAAGACUGAAGUCAGCAUAGAAAAAGAACAAGUCUUCAAAGAAAAUUCUAACCAAAAGACACAAGACUUCCAGGAAAAUCUCAAUUCUAACAAGUUUUAUACGCGGCAAAUAAAAAGGGCAAGAACUGCAAGCAAGCUAAAGAGUAGUCAGAUUGCUAUAAAUACUGUCACCUACAUUUUGAACCCAAUACUCGUUCAUGCAAUUCAAAGAAACAUGAAUUUCUUUUCCCACCUCCAUUUUGCCUUAUUAGCUUUUCUUGUAUAUUCCAAAUACAUAUGUCUUUGUGUGGAGUCAGUCCCUCUAAGCAUUGUCACAGACAAGGAGGCCUUGAUCUCAUUCAAGUCUCAGAUGAGCCUGGAGCCUCCAAACCCUCUUUCUUAUUGGCACCAAAACUCAUCCCCCUGCAAUUGGACGGGGGUCCUCUGCAACAAACCUGGCAACAGAGUGGUUGCUCUUAAUCUUUCUGGCUUUGGACUCGUAGGAUCCAUAAGCCCUCAGAUUGGCAAUCUUUCAUUCCUUCGUUCCCUCGAACUCCAAAACAAUCAACUAAGAGGUGCUCUUCCACACCAAAUUGGUAAUCUUUUUCGCUUGAGAGUUCUAAACCUGAGCUUCAACAGCUUAGAAGGUGCAAUACCACCAAACAUUAGCAAGUUGACUGAGCUCAGAGUACUUGACUUGAUGACAAACAAGAUUACAGGGAGAGUGCCUGAGGAACUUAUCCACCUUAUGAAGCUCCAAGUUUUGAACUUGGGACGAAACCUUCUCUCAGGUGCAAUUCCACCAUCCAUAGCAAACCUUUCGUCUCUCAGCACUUUAAAUCUAGGCACGAAUACUCUUAGUGGCAAGAUACCUGGUGACUUGAGUCGUCUUUCAAAUCUGAAGUAUCUUGAUCUCACCAUUAACAACCUCACAGGCACUGUUCCUUCUUCCAUUUACAACAUGUCAUCCCUAGUUUAUUUAGCCUUAGCUUCAAAUAAUCUCUGGGGUAAACUUCCCACUGAUAUUGGGGACACACUCCCAAAUCUUUUGGGUUUCAAUUUCUGCUUCAACAAAUUCACUGGAACAAUUCCAGGAUCUUUACACAAUCUCACCAAUAUCAAGAUCAUACGAAUGGCACAUAACCUUCUCGAAGGAACAGUGCCUCCAGGUCUAGGAAAUCUUCCAUUCCUAGAAAUGUACAAUAUUGGGUUCAAUAAAAUUGUUAGCUUGGAUAAUGAUGGUCUUGGAUUCAUCACUUCUUUGACAAAUAGCUCUCGUCUUAAAUUUCUCGCCUUCGAUGGCAAUCUUUUGGAGGGUGCAAUUCCAGAAUCCAUUGGCAAUCUUUCCAAGGUGCUCUCAAAAUUAUACAUGGGAGGUAAUCGUAUUUCUGGCAACAUACCAUCCUCGAUUGGCCAUCUUAGUAGCUUGACUCUGCUUAACUUGAGCUACAAUUCAAUCUGUUGUGAAAUCCCACCUGAGAUAGGAAAAUUGGAGGAACUGCAAAUGCUGGGUUUGGCUGGAAACCAGAUAUCUGGGAGUAUUCCAAGCUCCCUUGGCAAUCUUCGAAAGUUAAACCAAAUUGAUUUAUCAGGGAACCAAUUGGUGGGUGAAAUUCCUUCUACUUUUAAGAACUUUCAGAAUCUGCUUUCCUUAGAUUUGUCAAAUAAUAUGCUCAAUGGAAGCAUUGCUGGAGAAAUUCUAAAUCUCCCUAGUUUGAGCACUCUCUUGAAUCUUUCUGGGAAUUUUCUAAGGGGAACUUUGCCUCAAGAGAUUGGGCGCUUAAGAAGUAUUGUUACAAUUGACCUGUCUAACAACCGUUUCUCAGGCAAUAUUCCCAGCUCAAUUAGAAGCUGUAACAGCUUGGAGGAGUUAUUCAUGGCUGAGAAUAUGCUAUCAGGUCCAAUUCCUAGUGCUCUAGGAGAAGUGAAAGGCUUGGAAACAUUAGAUCUCUCUUCAAACCAACUUUCUGGCUCCAUUCCUGCAGAUCUUCAAAAACUACAGGUUCUUAAGUCCUUGAACCUUUCUUUCAACGACCUCGAAGGGGCAAUUCCAACUGGUGGCAUUUUUAGCAAUCUUUCUAGCGUCCAUUUGGAAGGAAACCCAAAGCUUUGCUUGAGCUCGGUAUGUAAGAAGACCCAAGGUCAUGGAAGAUUAUUAGUCAAAGUUUAUGUUAGUAUCACUAUAAUUAUAACUUUAGCUGCGUGCUUUAUUGUUGGCUUGUUGCUCUACAAAAAGAAAAGCAAGGUAAAUAUCACGGAAAUUUCUGAAUUGCUCAAGGAGCAGCAUCAAAUAAUCUCUUAUGAUGAGAUUCGUAGAGCAACUGAUAGUUUCAACCCUGAAAAUUUGAUUGGAAGUGGGAGCUUUGGGUCAGUGUAUAAAGGGUGUCUUAGAGAUGGUGUUCGUGUUGCAGUCAAAGUCCUUAAGAAGGAAAGGACAGGAUCUUGGAAGAGUUUUCUAGCAGAAUGUGAAGCUCUGAGAAAUGUGAGGCACCGCAAUCUUGUCAAACUAAUCACAUCAUGCUCAAGCUUGGACUUUCAAAACAUGGAAUUUCUAGCCUUAGUGUACGAGUUCCUUGUUAAUGGAAGCGUUGAAGACUGGAUUGAAGGCAAGAGAAGGAACACAAAUGGAGAUGGGUUGAAUAUUAUGGAAAGAUUGAAUGUGGCCAUUGAUGUUGCGAGUGCAUUGGAUUACAUGCACCAUGAUUGUGAAGUUCCAGUGGUGCAUUGUGAUUUGAAGCCCAGCAACAUUCUUUUAGAUGAAGACAUGACUGCCAAAAUAGGAGAUUUUGGGUUAGCCAGGUUGCUCAUGGAGAGUUCAGAGGCUCAACAGUCCCUUGGCUCCACGUAUGACCUAAAGGGUUCUAUUGGUUACAUACCUCCAGAGUAUGGGCUUGGGAAGAAGCCGUCAAAAGCAGGAGAUGUAUACAGCUACGGAGUAAUGUUGCUAGAGCUAUUUACUGGGCGGAGACCAACACAUGAGAGCUUUGUGGGAGAACUAAAUCUAAUCAAAUGGGUGCAGUCAGCCUUUCCCUCCAGCAUGUUGCAAAUUCUGGAUCCUGAACUGCUACCUUUGAUGAAAAACCUGCAGAAUGACAGCCAACCCAUAAACCCUGAAAUACAGCUUGAUUGCUUGACCACAAUCUUUGGAGUUGGACUAUCUUGCACCACGGUUUCCCCUGAUGGUCGGAUAAGCAUGAGAGAUGCUCAUCGCAAGCUUAAAACUGUCAAAGACACUCUCAACAACCGUUCACCUGCCAAGAAUACGGAGCAUGGAUGAUGGAAAUACUAUGUCUUGUAUAAUCGUCGAUUAUUAUACCAUAUAUAGAUGGCUGAACCAAGCUUUGGUUAAACACUUUUGAUACUUUGAAAUAUAAUACUACUAGUCUACUACUCAUCGUGAGCUUUGGUUAGCUUCCUCCCAAAGCCCUGAUUGUGUCUGUAUUGGAUUAGCCUUGUGGCCAAGGCCUGUUUAUCUGUGUACUACUUUUCUUUUUUGGGGGUCAAUAUAUAUGGUAAUGAAACAAAAUAUAUAAAUUUUUAAUGCUA
Theobroma cacao (cacao) is the source of this 3610-nucleotide messenger RNA. RefSeq lists its product as uncharacterized. Lineage: Eukaryota; Viridiplantae; Streptophyta; Magnoliopsida; Malvales; Malvaceae. Gene Ontology annotation, biological process: protein phosphorylation. The record is from RefSeq and is a predicted model, not a curated record. Gene Ontology annotation, molecular function: protein kinase activity; ATP binding; protein binding.